Messenger RNA from Ruditapes philippinarum (Manila clam), 6843 nucleotides. RefSeq lists its product as uncharacterized. The transcript is spliced from 21 exons. The coding region runs from base 65 to 5221 and encodes 1718 amino acids. The record is from RefSeq and is a predicted model, not a curated record. Lineage: Eukaryota; Metazoa; Mollusca; Bivalvia; Venerida; Veneridae.
CAGAACUUUUGGUGAUGGAGAAUGUAUAUCGCUUUCAAUGCAAAUUGAUAAAUUCUAAUUCAUCAUGUGUGAAAUGUCUGAAGAGAGAACAUAUUACAUUAGAACUAGUCUUAUGUACACAGACCUGACAAGAGAAGUAUUAUUUAAAGUGUUCAAAUACUUGAUAAAAAGUGAAGACAUCACAGGCUUUCUCUCAUCUCUAGAGCAGCAAAAUAUAUUGAAGGAACUAUUUAAAAAAAAUGUCAUAAACAGGUAUGACUAUGAUCUGGUUUCUGGUCAAGUUUUAAAUCUAGAGAGAUUAGAUAUUUCUCUUUUGAUAAGACUUAUACUAAAUUUGUGUAAAGAUAAUAUACCAAAACCACAGCGCGGUUGGAAAACUAAACCACAACCGAAAGACGAAAGUCUUUGUGCUGAUCUUCUUCGAUUGAGAGAUGUCAGAAACAAGAUUAUUGGUCAUCGAGCGGAUGCUAAAUUGUCGGAGGCAGAGUAUGAAAAGACGUGGGUAAAAAUCAAAGCUAUUUUGUUGAGAGUGGUUGAACUUGUUGACUCGACGUCUAGAGAAAACUGUGAACGAAGAAUAAAUGAAUACAGACGACUAAAUGUAGAUACAGAGAAUGCUGAAGUUAAGAGGUUACUGGAUGAGUUGCUUAAAUACAAAGAAGAAUUUGAUCACCUUCAAGAAAAGGUUGAAGAAUUGAGUAGAACAUCAAAUGAGUUUCAGGUAUAUUUCCAAAUAACACCCGAGAGAUUUGUACGUUACAUAAAACUUUUGUUCGAUGGAGGGCGUAUCGUGUUAUGUGGAAUACUGGAGAAGAAGUUGGGUGACAAAGACCUAUCGGAAUUUCUUGAAAAAAAGAAGGAAACGCUGAUCAGAAAUAUUGAAGAGAAAUUUUCCAGUUGCCUAUACCCACGAAAGUCUUGUUCAGAUUAUAACAACUGGGAUGUUUUUCUUCUGGCAUCAGUUUUGCUGCUCACGUUUGAUGAUGAACUAAGUCAAAACGAGAUCAUGUAUAUCGGGCGCAUAAGAAGUGCAAGGGUAAAUUAUGCUUCACUUGCCUUGCAGUCUCUAGAUACAGAUGCCUUUCUGACCAGUUGGACUGAUCUUAUCAAUUGCCUAAACCAUCUUUCAAUCAACAUUGCCGAGGACGACAAACAACAAGUUGAACAUCUUAUUGAGCGUUAUAAGAAAAAAGGCGAAGAAGGAUGUGACGUUGAGGAGUAUUUAAAACGGUUAAGCGAAUCUGGUGUUGAAGUGAGAACUUUAAACGAUGUCUACAACGAAACAAUUACGGAAUUGAAAGAUAUACUAAACCAGUUGAGCCAAAACCAUAUCAAGUUUAAAGAAGAACAUGUUUUGGAGUUUAAACUGCUAACAACAUGUGAAAAUGAAGAAAUAAAGAAAAAAGCAGAGGACUUACUCGAACUCAACCUGCAAGCUUCCAUACAAAAUUUAGAUCAACCGUCAGAUAUUAUAAGGGGAGAAACAGACAAACUAGUAGCUAGCAUUGCCGCACAUCCAGAUGUGAAACCGGUUGAAGUUAAACGAAAGUGCAUCAUUUUGUCAUUCAAAUGUUCUACUCCUGGUGGCUUACUGCAUAUUUUAAAUACCACGCAAGGCGAUCAAUUUCGAAGCACAUUCCGAAACAUAGCUAAUGAGCUAUACUACAUUUACGGAUAUGCUUUUCUGAUACAGGGAAAGUACACACUUGAAAGUGUGUCAAGACUUUCAAGGAUGAUAAAUAAAUCUACCACUAAUGAAGGAUCAAGUGAAUACAUAAGAAUUCCACUCAAGUGUUCAUCUGUGGACGGAGUAAAAUCAGUUCUAUCCGCAUUAAAACGGGAAAAAACGACAAAUAGUCUGAAUAGAAUUGCAGAACAGAUGUCAGCGGAGUUCAAUGAAACUGUAUCAAUAAAACUGAUUCCUGAAAUGAUGGAAUUUCGAAAUGUGUUUGAAGAUACAGAUUCAGAAGGAUCAAGUUCUCUUGGAAGAAACGAACAUGAGACAGAAGAAAUGAUUUCUAGCGAAAUAGCUAAUGAAAACGACAACGGGAAUCAAGAAGAACAGGUCUAUUUUAUUAUUGACGACAACUUGACACUUGCUUAUCCUGAUGAAAAGGACAAAGAAGUUAUACGAGGACAUGGAGAUGAUAAAAAGAACGAGGUUUCUGCAGCGCAACACUCGUAUGAUGAAAAAAUGAAGGAAUAUGCAACAGAAAAUAAAGAGUCAGCUUGGAAUAUUGAACCAAUUACAGACACAUUACAGACCAUUAAUCUUGGACAGCCUUGUAUUAAGGAUGUGGCAGUUGGUGAGAAAAGGACAGAAAACAAAUUAGAUUCAGAAGGAUCGAGCUCUCUUGGAAGAAACGAACAUGAGACAGAAGAUGCUAAUGAAAACGACAACGAAAAUUCAGAGGAACAUUUCAUUUUUGGCAACAAAUUGACACUUGCUCCACAUGGUGAAAUGGACAAAGAAGUUAUACGAGGAUAUGGAGAUGACAUAAAGAACGAGGUAUAUGCAGCGCAACAAUCGUAUGAUGAAAAAAUGAAGGAAUGUGCAACGGAAAAUGAAGCGUCAGCUUGGAAUAUUGAAGCAAUAACAGACACAUUGCAUACCAUAAAUCUUGGACGGACUCGUGUUAAGGAUGUGAUAGUUGGUGAGAAAAGGACAGGAAGCAAAUUAGGUUAUAAAAACGACAACGGAAAUCAGGAGGAACAGACUGACUUCAUUACUGACAACAAAUUGACACUUGUGCAUCCGAAUGAAACGCACUUUGAUCUUGUACCAAGGCCUGCAAAUGACGAAAAGAAUGAGUCGCCUGCAGCACAAAAAUCGUUUGACGAAAAAAUGAAGGAAUGUGAAGCGGAAAAUGAAAGAAAAGAAAGCAACAUUAAAACAAUUACAAACGCAUUUCCAUCCUUUAUUGACGUGAUUGCUGACUAUGACAAAACGCCGACAAGACGCCACGAUAUCAAUCAGUCAACAAGCAUGAACAAGGACAAGGAUAGUUUAAAAAAGAUACUUCCGGAAACAAGAGCAAAAGGAAAAGAAACUAAAUAUAGCAGACUAUAUGAAUUCGAAACAGGAUGCGACACAUUUGCUGGAGGAAAGGUGGACGAGUUACAAAAAAGAAAGCCUUAUGAAACAAAACUCUUUUUUAGCCAGUAUUUAGAUAAAGAUUUAGUUAACAAAGCCACUUACUAUUUAAAAGAAGGUUUAAAAGACUGCAUCAUAAAAUUUUCCAAAGAAAACUUUAUGAAACUUCGUUUCAAGGUUUUGAUUAAAGGAGAUACAAAGGAUUGUAAUAAGUGCCAUCUAAACACACUAUUACCUGUGCAUUCAAGCGUAUUUGGUCGAUGCCCACUAGGUCAAAUGUCCUGCAUUUGUGUUUUGCCUGGUAACAGGAUACGUUGCCCUUUGAAUUUCUGUGACGUCAUGUAUGAUGAAAUUAUUAAACAGCAUCGCACGUCAUCAGUCUUUUGGUUUGCGACUUCUUCAAAUGACAUAAAUUGGCAUCAGACUCAUUGGAAGAUUACUAAAUUCUUUUUAUCGACAAACUCAUCUACAAUCAGAAACUGUGGACGUAUCGAAGAUUUGGAGUGCGUUGACUUUUUGGAUAUCAUGAUAAACAAUCUUGAAUUUCAAAAGGAAAUAUCCUGCCAAAUUGAUCCCCCGUCUGACGUGGUCUCAAAAACAAGGUCCUGCCUUAGAAACACAGUCUCCACAGUAAAGGAGUUCCGUGAAGUAAAACACUAUAUGAUUACAAUUUUGGAGAGUAUCAUUAACCAAACUCCAAGCACACACAAAGCUGUACAGAAUCUUCAGCAAUUGGAAAAAAGAUAUGAAGAAAAACAGAUGCACAAUAAAGGCAAACUUGAGUGGUCCCCUCAUAAGUCUGAGUUUGAAAGGAGAUAUACUGUAAAACAGAUGUACACUCAACAUAUUUACACUCAUCGAGGUUUCCAAAACGAAUCAGACAAAUUAAAGGAAUCUAUAAAAAUGGAAGAUAUAUCCUUCGCAGGGGAUGAAGGUGAAAUGGAGUGGUUUCCUCGCAAGUCUAAAGAGGUUGAUGUUAGAGAGCAACAAUAUGAAGAUACAAUGAAAAAGACAGGCACACAUGACAACGAUAUAGAUUUUGAAACAGAAGAUCCGAUCUUAUUGUCAAAAGAUGAAUUUGAGCGAGUACUUCUUGAAGCAGAAACAUCUUGUAGAAUAAUGACAGAACAAAAAACCGUUAUAACAGAAAGUAACUUGCUUAUCCUUCAGGAUAAAAUUGAAUAUUUAAUUCAAGCAAGCGAAACGGCGGCGGCAACUUCAUUUCAGCGCCAAAAUCUUGAUUCAGUCCGAAAGAGUUUUCUAAACAUCAAGAAAAUAUUUCUGUCAGGGGCCGUUUCACGCGAUAUGGAAUAUCAGGCCAAGAAACAAGAUUUCCGAAGAAGAAUGCAUUUUGGAUACCACAGAUACAUGGACGCAUGUUUAAAUUUUUUGGAUUGUUUGUAUCUUUAUUCCCAUGAUGGUGAAAGGAUUCGCUCCGAAAAAGACAUUUUUUAUCAAAGAGGUUCAUUGAGCAAAAAUAUAGUUGUUUCAGGUUCAAAACUAAGCUGCCAAACGUUGUGCGUGUUCCUUGCAGAAAAAUGUAGUCGACAUGCAUAUUGGCCGGAUUUCCAAUAUGUGUUCAGGCUGCCACUGAGAUAUGUAAAUGGAACACAUAUACACGAUAUGAUCAAAAGCCAUUUCUUAGCAGGAGGCGGUGACGUUAUCUUUUUUGAACAAGUUCUGUUCCGAGAGGCAGACAAAUGUUUGAUCAUUCUAGAAGAACUCGACAAAUGGAUACCUUAUGAACAUGAUAUAUUAGAUAUGAAAAACAGACAGCUUUCAACAGCUCAAAGAAGUUAUCAAUUGCCAAAAAGAAAUCACAUGACCGAGUAUGUUGUUCUGGUUACAACAAAUGAUACAAACGUAGAAAACAUUAACCUUGGUGAAACAGAUAGAUUGUUAUAUCUUAAGGGCUCAGAUUCAGAUUCAGAUUCAAGUUCAGAUUCAGAUUCAGAUUCAAGUUCAGAUUCAGAUUCAGAUUUAGAUUCAGAUUCAGAUACAUUUAAUAAACUAGUGUCACAGGGUGAGAAAAAUGUGCAACUUGACCGGGACUCAAUCCCGGGACCCUCGAAAUACUGUUCCGCGGUUUUACCGACUGAGCCAUCCUCCGACAGCUUCGAAGACUAGACACUAAACAGUUCUGAACUGUAGCAUACUCCCGCUAUAUUGAAUCCGUUCUCGAAUCUUCUUAAGAUUACAGAGCAAUGGUUAUUAAAUUAGACACUGUUUCCCUCUGGACACCAAAUGUCACAGGAUGAACAAAAUGCGGAGGUUGACCAGGUUGACCCGUACCUUUGACCCUCGGAAUACCGUUCCGCGAGUCAAACGACUUAGAAGUUGUUUUUGAAAAUAAGGCUUUAUGCUUUAAGAGCAUAGAUAUUACUUGAGAAAACUGAUCUUUAAUUUGCUUUUAGUGGCUUUUGCCAAUGAAAGACACCGCACCCUUCAAAAAAUAUUUCUGGUAAAGGUAACUCUGAACAUUGUAACGCUAUUAUUUUAGAUAAAUUUGACAAUUUACAUGUCUAUUAUGAAUUUAUCAACAUUUUGAAUUUUUUCAAUGUCCCUUGUAUUUGAAAAAUCAUAUGUUAUGAUGGCAAUAUCCUUCGUGCUAUUGAAUUUAUUAUAUACAAGUAUGCCCUAUUCCAUAUCGUUUUCAUAGUUAAAUCCUCUUCAAAAGUUAUAUAAAUUGCCCUGUUCUAAUGUCAAAGAAUCCUAACUAUGUCCUGAGGUAAGAUAUGUUGGUCUGAGUGAAUAUAUAGUUAAAGCUUUGUUUGAAUUCUAAAAAAAAUAAAAAAACGAAAAUGUUGGUUUAAUUGUGAUAAAGAAAGAUCACAAAAUAAUACCACAUAUAAUAAUGCAUGUCUGAAUUUAUUAUUAUACAUGUUCAGACUGUUCAGCUGUUAAAGUCAUUAUUGAUAUUAAGUGUCGUGUUUACACGCGGCGGUUCUUUAAGUAUUGCCCAGAAUACAAUUAAAGAUCAUGCACAAAAACACAUACAUAUAUAAUAUUUAGAAUCAUGAAAUAUAAUUUUUUGACAAACUUUGGUCUCCGAUCUUAAAUCAUUGAAGCAAAGUACAUGGUAAAUCGUUUGGUAGGGUGUAAUUGCACUUUUGUAAAAAAGAAGGUUUUUUAUUUUAAAGUCAACAGAAAAUAACGUUACUUAUAAUACUAUGAAUUUCUAUAAAAAAUGAAUAUAUUUGUUUUAAGAUAUUAUGUUAAAGACCUAAGAAGUAUGUUUACAUUAUUUACACUUCUGUUAAGAUGAUAUCUAACAACAGGGAAAAGCGUAAUUGGUGCUCUUUCUGUUUAGAGCCUUGCACAUUGAUGCUCUUUCUUGCAGUGUUUACUUAUUUUGUUGACAAAAAACAAUCUAUGUCUUGAUGAAAGUGUAGGUUCCGAUAAGUUAUUUUUCGCAUUAGUUACGCAAAGAUUAAAUUACAAAAUCACACAGUGGCUGAACACAAUACUUUAUUAUCGAGUUUUGUUUUAAAGGAGUAUUUCCUCCUUUAGACAACUACCACUACCAUAUCCUGACCAUUUUUGUGUUAAUAAAUUAUUUUGUCUAGAACACGUCGUCACACAUAUUACUAAUAGAAGCUGAUAGAUAGAAAAUAGAAGACGCUCGAUAUGUAAUUCAACAACAAAAUUAUAUUUAUUUUAAGAAGAAUGCUCUUUGUCAACAAAAUUACAAAACACAAACAUCUUUAUACAUAAAAUAUAAAAGAAAAGAUCAUAUGUAUAAAUACACA